Molecule: messenger RNA, 12465 nt
Organism: Acinonyx jubatus (cheetah)
Lineage: Eukaryota; Metazoa; Chordata; Mammalia; Carnivora; Felidae
Gene: SUGT1
Product: SGT1 homolog, MIS12 kinetochore complex assembly cochaperone
Exons: 13
Coding region: 402-1415 (337 amino acids)
Biological process (GO): protein stabilization
Molecular function (GO): protein-folding chaperone binding
Source: RefSeq, a predicted model, not a curated record
UGGCUUAUUAUUAAUAGACGUGCAAAACUUUCCCAAGCGUCACACGCUCCUGGGGAAUAACAGUAUGGUACAAAAAUGCUUUUGAACUACUACCCCCGAAGGCUCUGUUGGAGUGCGGAGACGUGAAUAGCCCACGCGUCCGUAACCAUGACUGCGAAGGGCGGGGACUGGGAGUGUUGGUCACGGGACGCGGCCGGCCGCGAGACUCAGUCCUCCACGGUCCCAGCCCGCCCUGCGCUCACUUUUCGUUUCCCCUCCCCCGCCGCACGCUGCGUGGCUGCUCGUUGGCUACUUAGGACGGAAGCUCAGUUUGUGUUUCUCCAGAAGUUUCCCCCCUUGGGCGGCGGCGCAGCUCGUAACCUCGGUGGUAGCAGCUCUAACAGCAACAGCGAUUAUUAGGGAUGGCGGCAGCUGCAGCAGAACCUGCAACAGCCCAGAAGUUUUUCCGGAGCUUUUCAGAUUCUCUGAUCGACGAGGACCCCCAGGCGGCGUUAGAGGAGCUGACUAAGGCUUUGGAACAGAAACCAGAUGAUGCAGAAUAUUAUUGUCAAAGAGCUUAUUGUUACAUUCUUCUUGGGAAUUACUGUGAUGCUGUUGCUGAUGCAAGGAAAUCUCUUGAACUUAAUCCAAAUAAUUCCAUUGCUGUGCUGAGAAAAGGGAUAUGUGAAUACCAUGAAAAAAACUUUGCUGCUGCUCUAGAAACUUUUGUAGGAGGACAGAAAUUAGAUAGUGCAGAUCCUGAUUUCACUGUCUGGAUUAAAAGGUGUCAAGAAGCUCAGGAUGGAUCACAAUCUGAGGUGUCUGCAUCCCAGAGGACUCAUCAGUCAAAAAUCAAGUAUGACUGGUAUCAAACAGAAUCUCAAGUAAUCAUUACACUCAUGAUCAAGAAUGUUCAGAAGAAUAAUGUAAAUGUGGAAUUUUCAGAAAAAGAGUUGUCUGCUUUGGUGAAACUUCCUUCUGGAGAGGAUUAUAAUUUGAAACUGAGACUUCUUCAUCUUAUAAUACCAGAACAGAGCACAUUUAAAGUACUUUCAACAAAGAUUGAAAUUAAAAUGAAAAAGACAGAAGCUGUGAGAUGGGAAAAACUAGAGGGGCAAGGAAAUGUGCCUACUCCAAAACAGUUUGUAGCAGAUGUAAAGAACUUAUAUCCAUCAUCAUCUCAUUAUACAAGAAAUUGGGAUAAAUUGGUCGGUGAGAUCAAAGAAGAAGAAAAAAAUGAGAAGUUGGAGGGAGAUGCAGCUUUAAACAAAUUAUUUCAGCAGAUCUAUUCAGAUGGUUCUGAUGAAGUGAAACGUGCCAUGAACAAAUCAUUUAUGGAGUCUGGUGGUACAGUUUUGAGUACCAACUGGUCUGAUGUAGGUAAAAGGAAAGUUGAAAUCAAUCCUCCUGAUGAUAUGGAAUGGAAAAAGUACUAAAUAAAUUAAUUUGCUAUCACUGUAUUGCAUAUAUUCACCUAAUGCCCAUUGUGUAUUAAUAUUGCAUUCUUGAAUUUUGAACACUAUCUUUUUGAAAGGUUUUACCUCUUUACCUCUUUGUGCUUUAGAAAUUAUUUUCCUUCAAGUGUUCUAAGAGUCUAAUGAAGAAUGAAGAUCCUAUUUUAUCACUUUUGUCCUUAAGGAUUUCAGACAUGCUGAAAUGGAAUGAAGUAUCAUUUGCUACUAGAUAGAGUAGUUCUACCUAGUUAUGGAAGGUGGAGAAAUCAUUAAUGAAUAUCUUGGGUUAUUGCCUUAUUUUUGAUGAAGUAUUACGUUAAUAUUUAUUAGACUUGGCAAUUUUGGGUGAGCAUAGAUUUUUUUCAAGUGUUACAUUGUUUGCUUUUAAAAACUGCUUUUGGAUGGAGUUGUAAAUACAAUUUUUCUAUGAAGUUGUUUGGUUUAUUUACCUUUUUAAGUUUUUUUAAUGAGAACUUUGAGAAAUUAUCACAGGGAAUUCCUGUUUGGUUAUAUGCGAAAUAUUUGUAAUUACACUGAGAUUUUGGUCCUUACUUUCCAAAUUCCUGUCUAAAACAUAGACACCUGAGUUUAACAUGCUGCAAAUUUAUCUGUGUUGAAGGAUAAUCUGUGAAAUUGGGCCAAAUACUGAUUUAGGAAAGCCCAACUUACCUUCUUGCUGGUUUUUUUUUUUUUCCCUGCCACAUCAGGAGUCCUGAAAUAACUGGUAGUUUGGUUUGGUUUGGGGUUUUGUUUUUUUUGUUUUUGUGUAUUUUUUUCUUUAUUAGUCCUUCUCAUGUCCCCAUGGUUACUUUGGUUUCUGUGGUUUAGGGUAGCUGCUGAGAGAGUAAAUUAACAGGUAUACAUUUAGUAUGUACUCUGUUUCUAGAGUAAAUAGAUACCAUGAGAAUACAAAAGGUAAAGACAUGAUCAUUAACUUCAAAGAGCUUAUAAUCUAGCACAGAGAAAAUUAUUGAUGAAAGAAUUAUGGAACUCAUUAUAAAUAGUUUUGAGACAGAAAAAUAGUGUUUUAUGAUUAAAAUACUUUGCAGUCUAAGCUGUUACAGAGUGUAGGCCAUUGGUGACAUGUAGGUCUGACUUUGCUUUCUGACCAUAAUUGUUAACUAUAAUGCCAUAGAGGUUGGUGUCUCUCAGGUCUCACAAUGUGGCACAAGGCAUUACUGGGCCCUCAUAGCUGAGGAUAGGGUGAACAGGAGGCAAAUCAACCAUUGGUUCAACUUUCAGAAGAGUGGGAAUUCAGCCCCUUCCAUCUAAUUGUUUGACCUGAAAUGUAGCGGGAUUCAUGAGGACGGUGGUGGUGUGAUAAACCAGCCUUGCCCAAACCUUACACAAGCUCAUGUAAGCACCUUGGAAUUUUUACUUGUCCUUCCUCCCACUUACAGCUACAGACUACUUUUUUUGUUCUUCAAUAUUGAAGGAAAGGUAAAAUUAAGUUCUUGCGUGAAUUUAUAACAUUUUCAUCUUGAGGAAACUUGAUAGUAGUUUUGUAUUCUGUAUGUCAGAGUUUCUCAGUAUACCAUUAGUCCUAAGGGGUAGGGAGGCUUUGCUACAGAUGUCGUAAGUUGGCCAUACAGCACUACACCAGAGACAAGAGUCCUAGCUCCAGCAAACCUCUGUCAAGUCGCUUUAUAAUCUUCAGUAGGUUUAGCCUGUCUUUGUCUUCAUUAUUUGUAAAUAAUCUUUAGCGUCUUGGAGUUAAAAGUCCAUGAUUCUAAAUAAGAAACAUUUUUGCCACUAAAGGGCAACUUUUUUCUUUCUUAGCAAGGACACUGUUGUAAUAGAAGCUGUUUUAAAAUAGAAUUCUAGUACUAGUUUUGCUUGUACUUUAAAAAGGUAUACUGACUGUAUCUAAAGUACACUUGUCUAUUGACUAGAUUUGCUUAAUGUUUGGGAUUCAGGAUUUUGCUUAGCCAAAUGGAGUUCCUAAUAUACAUGACUAUAUUAUAAAAUGGAUCUGGUUCAAACAAGUACACUAGAUUUAUGGGUAAAGAAGGGACUUUUGAGAAGUGGAUUAGACUGCUGCAUAAGGUACCACUCUGGAGUACUGUUUCUCUUUCACCAUUCUAGAUAAUGAGAAUUUAUAAGCCUGCAGGAAGUUAAAAAACAACAGCAACCCUCCAUUUCAAUUAAAAAUCUCUUUAUCCUUAUCCUCUAUAUUCUCAGUUAUUAAUUGGUCUUGCUUUCUUUCUAGAUUUCCAUUUUCAGUUCUUAAAUUUGGUUUUCUUAGUUUUCUGGUUAACUUUUUGUUCAGAAGAUACAUUUUUUUUUUCUCUUAGUAUUUCUUAUUUUCUUUUCUAAGGAUUAGUCCUGGAAUACAUUUUUUUCUUAACCUUAGAUUCUUCCAUCUGUUCUCCUGAUUUUUAUAAUCAUUUGCACCUUGAUGACUUCCCAGAAUUCUCACAUUAUCCUCAAAGAAUUUUGAAUGGGAUAAUCUCCUUUGAACUCUUCUAUCAAGUAAUCUCUUUAGAUGGCUGUACCACAGUUUAAACAUCAGAGUCAAUUUUGAUAAUUUUCUGUCUGUGUCCUAACUCCUUCAGAUUUGGUUGCCAGCUAUAACAAAGUUCAGUCUUCAACAUGGUAAUUACAGGCCACUUUAAAAAAUAAUUGGUUUUCUUUUUCUUUAUAUGGAAAUGGAGAGAAAGGAUGGUUUACAUUGAUAACUACAUUUUUAAAAACAUACUCAUCUCUUAGAUUUAUGGUAUUCACUGACUUCAGAAUAUUGAAUGAUACUGUUUUCCUGAGGCGAACUAUGUAGAACAAGGGAGAAAAUUGGACUGUCUUAUAAAAAUGUAUCUAUAAGUUCUAUAAAUUUCAAAUAUUUAAAAUGAGGAUAUGUUACGAUGUUAACGUGAAUACGUAGAAAUUUUAAUUUAGUUCAAUAACCUAAAUAUUUUUUGACUAUCCUUACCCGUUUUACUUUCCUUUUCUCCUUCCCCAGUUAUCUACAUAUCAGAUUAGGUCAUUGAUCUCUGAGAUAUAUCACUGAUUCAGAGCAGUAUUGCCUAUUUACCAUCUGAUCUGCCUAAUGCAGAUCUACUAAUUGUAUUGGUAUCUUCCUUGUCCAGAUUAGUGUGCAUCUCUCUGACUUGUAGCUAUUACUGACAUUUCCAAAAAUAAUUCAGAAAAUUUCUGGAUGGCUGAGUGGUUUGUUAGGAGAGCUGCUUUUCAUUGUAACCAGUUCUAAAGAAGUUUACCUUUAGCCAUUCAUACCUGCUCUUACAUAGUCUCGUAAGAAUAUGGAUUUCAGUUGUCUGUCGCUCAGAGGAACCAAGGAGAGAAGAUAGUAAGAGCUUAAAAGGACAAAAUAAUGGUGUCUGUGCCAGAAAGAGUUAUAAGUAGUUGUAUGUAAGAGAUCAUCAGCAUUGAUCUGGUUCCUUUGUCUGCAACUAUGCAUAUUCUAUUGUGGAUUCAUUUUACACCAAGAGAUGUGAUCUUGGAAAUGUCUGGAACUUGUGGGCAAAUUGGAAAUACUGAUUUACGCACAACUGUUACUGUUUGGACCAUCCUUGUAAAUUGUUUCUGAAAUUAACUCUUAGCCUCUCUUCCUGCCUCUGCCUACCUACUUCCUGCCCCCCAAAUCAGCUAAAAUCCUAUGUAUGUUGCCAAUCCAUUAGGGCAGUAACAGUGGUAGCUAUUCUGUACAUUUUGUGGUACACAAAUGUGGCCAGGUGUCACUGUUACAUAUACACUACCUCAUUUAUAACAGCCUUGUGAAGUAGUGAUAACAUCUUACUAUAUCUCAGAAAAAUGAAGUCAAAGUUAAGUUUCUUGCCCAAAUUUACUCCACUGAUAAGUGACAGAGCAGGGAUUUGAACCUAGGCCUGUGAGACUCCACUGCCAUGCUGUAACUGCCUCUUCAGGUUUAUGAGUUGGGUGUGCAGUGAGUGAUUUUUAUUAAUCACCUGUCUGACAAGCAGAAAAUGUGCAAGUUGUUGAACUGUUUGAUUCUACUUGUAUGUGGGCUGGGAAAGCAUAUUCUUAAAAAGGUCAGAAUAUUAACAGUUUCUUAAGUAGGAAAGCCUAUUGGGAAUACAGAUCUCUUAAUAGAAGGUAUUGUAAGCAGGUUGUCUUGAUUUGUGUUGAAGGUGCUGUGUUGUUUUUUUUAAAUCCAGGCAAUUACAGACAAAUGAGAUACACUUAACAACUAUUACAAGUAUAGGAAGACUGGCACCUCAUGCUGAUCACUUCUUGGGAUAAUAAUGAUAUGCACCUUGUAGGCUGUUAGGAGUUAAAGGAGUUUAUUUUAAUUCCGAGGGCUCUAAAAACUAAAUUUGUGUGUGAACUUACAAUAUGAAGUCCUAUUUUGAUGUAGAAAUAUUAAUAUGUUUAAUUACAGAAUGCUAGCACAAAUCCUGCUGAUGUUAAAAAAUAAAUGCUGUAUCUGUAUUGUAUUCUAAAACCCAAAAUUCUGAAUUGAGAAACACAUCUGACUCCAAGGGUUUUGAAAGAAUUAUGUACCUGUAUCUAUAAAGUGCAAAGCGCAGUGCUUAAUAUUAUAGAUAAUGUCAGAUUAUUUUAUACGCGUUUAGGCUGAGAGGCUUAAAUCCUAUAGAAAGCCUUUUUGUUACAAGUUCAGUCCUGUAAAAUUCAAGAUUCUGUCUGAGGAAAGUAUCAGUUAAUUGAAAAUUGUUAGUAUAAUUUUUAAACUUGAUACUUGCGAAGCAUAAGAGUUCAUAGAAAGAGUCUUUAAUUUGAAUGGGUAGUUAUUUUAAUUAAGCAGAGCUUAAAUAUGUAGACAUAUUGUCAGCAGUAUUUUUAAAAGACUUGUAGAAUGUUAAGGGACUUCUUUUCAGAAGUUUUGUAGUUUUAAUUCAAAUGUCAAAACGGAGUAAAACUGUUAGGAUUUAUAAAAACAAGUUGCAAAAUCAUGCCACUUAUAAACUAUGAAUUCUGUCCCAUUAUUUCCAUGAGUGUAGAGAAGCUGACGUUUUUACAAGAGUUCAUCAAUCCUAUUUUCUCACCAAAGAAUGGGGAAUGUCAGCCUUAAAAAUAAAAGAGUUAUUUUACCACCAAAAUGAGUUAAUUUGGGAAUAGCAGAAGAAAUGCAAUUUGAAACAUGAAAACUAUGGCAAACCAUAGGCAACUCUAGGAAUGAAGGAGAGGGGCUUGCUUUUAUAGAGGAAAGGAAGAGGUUGGGAGGGAGAGUUUGAAGGGAAGUUUGGAGGAGGAGAAGAAUUCAGGCUUGUGGUUACUUCUCAUUGGCUGAGAUGUGGCAGUUUCUCAUUGGAUGACCAGGACUCAGGUUUUCUGCAUUUAGUGAUUUUGUUCCUCAGUACCAGGAAGGACCUUUUUUGGUUGUCACAUCUUACAGUGGAGAGAAAGUACCCAGGUUGGAAACCGUUUAGGCCACAUUUGAGUAAAAAGGAAGGGUAGGAGGGGGAAUUCGGGCAUUUCCCACUUAAAGUCUAUAUCUUGUAAGUGUUGUAAGGGUGGGGAGAUCAGCUCAAAAUGUUGAGCUAACAUUACCCUGUUGGGCAUAUUGUUUUUUACAAAGGGUUGGUGGCCAUGGGUACAAAGCUUAAUAACAGUUCUACAAAGCAAAAUUAAAAGUAAUAAUGACAAGUCCAGUUCACUGAUUCUAAACCAGGAGGCCAGACCUGAAGGUAACCAGCUGAAGUGAUCAAAGGACCAUGGAUUGUUAGGUGAAAUGUGCUAAUUUCCUAAUUUUGUGCAGUUGAAUUUCUGCUUUCCCAGAGGAAUUUAUCCAUGUGCAACAGGAAGUAUUGGCAGUCACACAGAUACCUCCUUGUUCAUUAAUUAUACAAUCAAGGGCUAUACAAUUAGCUAGAACUGCUCUAGCCAGUGAGUCAAGUCAUUGUUGGUACGCUGCUUGUUGCCUUGGCUACAAAGUUGGCUAGCUUUCUGAUCAUGCAGUCAUUAGCACUUAUUCUGGCCUAAGAGAGAGAUUUCUGAUCAUGCAGUCAUUAGCACUUAUUCUGGCCUAAGAGAGAAAGGCUAUCUCUAUGGAAGCAAACCGGGAGUUCUAUUUGCCUCAAGGAAGUUCCUGUUCAAGGUGACUGUGGAGGCUUAAUGGGCUGGACUUCGUAGGAGGAUUCUCAUUGUUAUGACGACAGAACAGUAAUUACAGUAACAGCACACUGCCCUUUCAUUGUCCAGCUCUUAAGAUGAUAAGUUACCUAAGCAUAGGGGCAAUUUGCCAAAACCACCACAUGUGAAGGAGUAGCUGGAAUGUGUGUAUAUAUGAUUUCCUCAUAAGUAGUAGUAGUUAUGGACCCAUUGGUCCAUAUAGAGGUGUUUGCAUCAUUCAGCCAAGACUCAAAUGCUGUAUUCUAUAUUGAAAGACCACCCAGAUACAUGGGUUUGACAGCAAAUCUGCAAUGGUCUGAUUUAUGGUGACUGCUGUGCAGUAUCUUUCAAAUCUGUAUUUGAUGGAUCACAUUCUCCCAUCCUAGGGUUGGAUUAAAUUGAGGCAGGAAUUGGUGGUAUGUGGAUUUAGUAUUUCAAUUUUGUAAAAAGGACCUGUGGAAUAAUUCAGGCUUACAGUUGCAUCUGGGAUUCCAACAGAAUUACUUACAUGGUAAACUAAGGGGUCAUGGACAGAUAGUGGUUUCUGAUAACAAAUCCAGUAAUUGGAGCAGCUUACCCUUUUUGCAAGAUAUUGGGAAAUGAUGACAGAAGUAUUACCCUUCCAUGAAAAAGGGAGAAGAAAACGGGAGAACAAGCAAGGGAAAGAAGGUAUAUAGGUGCAGUCAUCCCAGAAAGCCACCUGCUUGGGAAAUACUUUCUUUCAGGUCACCUGUUGGUGCACAAGUCCAGUUUGGGUUUGGUGCUUUGUUUGGAAGUGAUACAUGGAUCCAAAAAUCUCUUUGGUGGUAGAAAAAUUGAGCCUUUCUAACAGAGUUGAAGAGUCUUUCUAGAGAUGUCAUUUCCAAUAGAUUAAAUCUCUGAGUUACAAGAAGUGAUGCUUGAGGUCUUUGUCUCCCAGGAGUGCACUGUUGAAAGACUGUUCUACCAGAGCAUGGUUAUUUUCAACAGAAGUAAUUAGACCUUUACAGUAUUAGAGUAUAUUUCCUUUUCUUGACUAUGAAUCAAAGAAGCACGAGCCAUAUGGAUUGGAUGCCUUGAGGGAGAGUUUCUGGAUUCUGAAAGACUAAUGGCAGUGCUUUUGGCCUGGGUAUGUAUGUAUGUAUGUAUGUAUUCUAAAAAUGCAGUGUUAAUGACAUCUUACGACUUCAUUUUUUAGAGAGUGGGCACAAGUGAGUGAGGGGCAGACAGGGAAAGUGAAUCCCAUGAGGGGCAGAGAGAGAAUCCCACAUAGGCUCCGUCCUGUCAGCACGGGGUUUGAGCUCACCCCAUGCAGGACUUGUGCUCAUGAAUCGUGAGAUCAUGACCUGAGCUGAAGUCAGAUGCUUAACUGACUGAGCCACCCAGGUGCCCCUUGGCCUGAGUAUUUAAAAGGGUCUCUACAAAUUUUGCCACUUGAGCCUUAAUGAUGCCAUUAGUGUGUAUUUGACUAGCUGAGGAUUGAGGAUGGUAAGCACAAUGCAAGUGUUGUAGAAUGGCUAAUAAGCACAGGUCUUUAAAACCCUUGACCAGGGAACUAAGUUCCCUGGUCAUUAUGAAGUUCAAGGGGAUUCCCCAGGUAGAGACAGUCUUUUCUAAUGGUAUUUUAGCCACAGAAAAGGCAGUAGCCUGCCUAAUAAGGGAAAGCUUCAGUCCAGUGAGAAAACAUACAAACCAUGACUAAAACAUAUUUCUAUCUAUGAAACUGGGGAUAGGGGAGAGGUUGAUUGAAAUCCAUUUGCCAGACUUUGAAUUGUCCAUUGGGCACUUUAAAGUAUCCAGGAACAGUACAGGUCACUUUCCUUGGGUUGUAUUUGGAGCAAGUGGAGCAGGCAAAGUAGGUACUUUUUGCAUCUGUAUUGAUAGUUCCCUACCAGUACUGGUUCAUAAAAGUUACUUCAUCAGAAGAGCUAUAUUUGAAAGCAUAUACAGUAUGCAAAUUUUAAGGCCUCUGGUAUGACUGGGUUUGUACUGUUUGGCCAAACCACAGUUCUUUUAUUGAACUGACAGUUAUUAGAUAUCUGAUUUUAGUUUUCCUUUUCUGGGGUCAAUUGUUGAGCAUUGCUAGUUAAUUUUUCUAUAUUAUCAUUUGGGAGAAACAUUAUAGAGGUUUCCCAGUGCAUAUAAAAUUUAUGUUUACACUAUACUGUAGGCAGUUAAGUGUGUAAUAGCAUUAUGUCUGCAACUAUAUACAUAUAUCUUAAUUAAAAAGUACUUUAUCGCUGAAAAUAAUAACCAUUUUCUGAGCUUUCAGCAAGUCCAUCUUUUUGCUGGUGAAGGGUUUUGCCUCGAUGUUGAUGGCUGCUGACCCAUCAGGGUGGUGGUUGCUGAAGGUCAGGUGGUUGUGGCAAUUUCUUAAGACAGCAGUGAAGUUUGCCAUGUGAAUUGACUCGUAAACGAUUUCUCUGUAUCGUGAUGCUGUUUUGUUACACCCAGAACUUCUUUCAGAAUUGGAUUCAGUCCCCUCGAACCCUGGUGCUGCUUUGUCAGCUACGUUUAUAUAAUAUUGUAAGUCCUUUGUUGUCAUUUCAACAUUCUUAACAGCAUCUUCACCAGAAGUAGAUUUCAUCUCAGGAAGCCACUUUCUUUGCUCAACUGUAAGCAGCACGUCUUUAUUCAUUAAAGUUUCAUCAUGAGAUUGCAACAAUUCAGUCACAUCUGGCUCCACUUCUAAUUCUAGCUCUCUUGUUAUUUCCAUCAAAUCUGCAGUUAUUUUCUGCAUUGAAAUUUUGAACCACUCAGAGUCUUCCAUGAGGGUUGGAAUUGACUUUUCCCAAACUCCUGUUAAUGGUGAUAUUUUGACCUCUUCCCAUGAAUCACAGAUGUUCUUACUGGCAUCUAAAAUGGUGAAUCCUUUCCAGAAGGUUUUCAACUUACUUUUCCCAGAUCCAUCAAAGGAAUUACUAUCUAUAGAUGGCAUCUGUAGUCUUAUGAAAUAUAUUUCUUAAAUGAUAAGACUUGAAAGUCAAAAUUAUGCCUUGAUCUAUGAAGUGUAGCAUGGAUAUUGUGUUGUAUAAGUUCUUUAUAUAUUUGGUUAUUAACCCUUUAUUGAAUAUAUUGUUUCCAGAUACUUUCUCCUAUUUAGGAGGUUGCCUUUUCCUUUUCUUGAUGGUUUCCUUUGCUAUGCAAAAGCUUUUUAUUUUGAUAUAAUCCCUAGUUUAAUAUUGCUUUUGUUUCCCUUGCCUGAGGAGACAUCUAGAAAAAUGCUGCUAAGGCUGAUGUCAAAGAAAUCACUACCUAUGUUUCUUGUAGGAGCUUUAUGGUUUCAGGUCUCACAUUUAGGUCUUUAAUCCAUCUUGAGUUUAUUUUUGUGUAUAGUACAAAAAAGUAGUGGUUCAGUUUCAUUGUUUUGCCUAUAGCUGUUUAGUGUUACUUAGCACCAUUUAUUGAAGAGAUCGUCUUUUCCCUGUUGUGUAUUCUUGCCUCCUUUAUCAUAGAUUAAUUGACCAUAGAAGCAUUAGUUAAUUUCUGAGCUCUCUAUUGUGUUCUCAUUGAUCUAUGUGUCUGUUUUGGUGCUGAUACCAUACUGUUUUUAUUACUGCAGUUUUGUAGUAUGUAUUGAAAUCUGGGAUUGUGGUGUCUCCAGCUUUGUUCUUUUUUUUUUUUUUUCUUUUUAAUGUUUAUUUUAGAGAGACAGAGUUGUGAGCAGGGAAGGGACAGAGAGGGAGACCCAGAAUCUGAAGCAGGCUUCAGGCUCCAAGGGGUUAGCACAGACCCUGACACGGGGCUUGAACUCAUAAACUGUGAGAUCAUGACCUGAGCCGAAGUCUGAGGACUGAGCCACCAAGGUGCCCCUGUUCUUUUUCAGUAUUUCUUUGGCUGCCUGGGGUGUUUUGUGGUUUCAUAUAACUUGUAGUCUUGUUUGUUUUAGUUCUGUGGAAAAUGUGGUUGGUAUUUUGAUAGGGAUAGCAUUAAAUCUGUGGAUUGCUGUGGGUAGUAUAGACAUUUUAGCAAUAUUUUUCCAAUCCAUGAAUGUAAUGUCUUUUUCUUUGUGUUAUCUUCAGUUUCUUUCACCAGUGUUUUAUAGUUUUCAGAGUAUGAGUCUUUUCACCUGCUUGGUUAAGUUUAUUCCUAGGUAUUACAUUCUUUAUGGUGCAGUUGUAAAUGGACUUGCUUUCUUAAUUUCUCUUUCUGCUACUUCAUUAUUUGUUUAUGGAAAUGUAACCAGUUUCUGGAUAUUGAUUUUAUAUUCUGUAACUUAACUGAAUUUAUUAUUCUUGUAGUUUUUUGGUAGAGUCUUUAGAGUUUUCUGUGUAUAAUAUUAUGUCAUCUGCAAAUAGUGUUGGUUCAACUUUUUCCUUACUAAUUUGGAUGCCUUUUAUUUCAUUUUCUUGUCCUAUUACUGUGGCUGGAACUUCCAGUAGCAUGUUGAAUAAAAGUGUUGAGAGUGGGGGUGCCUGGGUAGCUCAGUUGGUUAAGCGUCCGACUUUGGCUUGGGUCAUGAUCUUGCAGUCCAUGAGUUUGAGCCCUGUGUCAGGUUCUGUGUUGACAGGUUUUUUUGUGUGUGUGUGUUUUUUUUUUCUACAAUGAAUUUAAAAUAAGUUUAUUCUGUUUGAACACUCAAAUGACCCCCUUGGAAAAAAAGGAACCAACAAAAUGGGACACACUGCUCCCCUUAAAGGAGCAGGCGGGACGGGACACUCUGUUCCCCUUAAAGGAAUGGGUGGGUAAUAAUACACCAUACAAAACAACCUCUGGAAUCACAUGUAAAUGCUACUCUGAAUCUUAUAUGUUGUCAUCAAUUUCUUCAGUAUCUCUGUGCCCUGGGCAAUAUUCUUAACCAAACCUUUAAAGCUUCUGGAAGGAAGGACCAGCUUAAAAGCUCCAACUAUAAUGAGGUCUAACUUUAUCAUAUCAGUAUAGCACAAGUACAGAAUCGCAGGGAUUUCCACACUUGGCAGUAACUGCUUUGGAUUCUGUGUUUCCCUCCCUCUCUGCCCCUCCCCUGCUCACACUCUCUCUCUCUCUCUCUCUCUCAAAAAUAAAUAAA